Molecule: messenger RNA, 6507 nt
Organism: Oncorhynchus tshawytscha (Chinook salmon)
Lineage: Eukaryota; Metazoa; Chordata; Actinopteri; Salmoniformes; Salmonidae
Product: ankyrin repeat and BTB/POZ domain-containing protein BTBD11-A
Exons: 16
Coding region: 218-3184 (988 amino acids)
Molecular function (GO): protein heterodimerization activity
Source: RefSeq, a predicted model, not a curated record
AUUCGAUCUCUCUCAGGUUAUGCAGGAGUUAGAGAAAGACCAGUUUAAUGGAAUAUUUUCAGUAAACGCAAGAAAGCGAAAACUAGGUAAAACAUUCACUUCAUUUACAGAGAUUGUAUGUAGCCGAAUAUAACUCUUGGAGCCGUGGAAUAGCUGCGACAGAGACAGGGUUUGUGGCAUUCAUUGAAAAAGCAGACCUUUAGUAUGCAAUGCAGCCAUGACAGGCAAGAGUAAGACAGCUGUGAGGACGCUGGAGGAUUUAACACUCGAUUCCGGUUAUGGUGGAGCCGCUGACUCCUUCAGGUCUUCCAGUGUGUCGCUGUGUUGCUCGGACACGAAUCUGUCAUAUGCGCAUGGGGGAAACUGCUGGCAUCUGACCGAAUCUAUGCACAGCCGACACAACAGCUUGGACACGGUCAACACCGUCCUGGCGGAGGACACGGAUAUAUUGGAGUUCUCCAGCCAAUGCGCCAAGCUUCCCGAGCUGGAGGACGUGCCAUGGAGCCUCAGCGAGGUGGAGUGUGCACUCAGGAAGAAAGAGGAGCUAUGUGUUGGGAGCCCGUCACAAGAGGUCCUGGCCAAGCUCUCAGCACUGGUCAGUCGGGCGUUGGUGAGGGUCGCCCGGGAGGCUCAGCGCCUCAGUCUGCGCUAUGCCAAGUGCACCAAGCACGAGAUCCAAAGCGCCAUCAAGAUGGUUCUCUCUUGGACCAUCUCUGUCAACUGCAUCACCGCAGCACUCGGUGCACUUUCGCUCUAUAAUAUGAGCACUAGGGAUAAAUUCUACCGGGGAAAGUCAGCGCGGUGCGGGCUCGUCUUUUCUGUAGGACAUUUUUUCAAGUGGAUGGUUGAGAAUCGAGUGGCACUCCGGGUCCAUGAGCACGCGGCUAUAUACUUCACUGCCUGUGUGGAAAGCCUGUUCCUUGAGGUAUUCAGUCGAGUGCAGCGGAGCGCGCUCAUCGAGAAUGACAACGGUACCUCCACAUUUAUGCUUGAGUCCCUAGAGCAGGCCAUCAACAAUGACUCAGAGAUCUGGGGUCUGCUGCAGCCCAACCAGCACCUCAUAUGUGGGAAGAAUGCAUCUGGUGUGCUGAGCUUGCCGGACAAUCUGACCCUGCACCGGAACCAGCAGGGCUCUGGGAAGGGUGGCAAGGGCAAUGCCAACAAUCAGGCCGAACUCCGCAACCUGGAACAGUCCCUACUAGCUACUCGUGUGGGAAGCAUCGCAGAGCUCAGUGAUUUGGUGUCACGGGCCAUGCACCAUCUCCAGCCAUUGCGCAUUAAGAACCCUAGCAACGGCAUGCCAGUUCACCAGAAGAGCGGCACGGUGCACUGGGAGCCUGAGGCACUCUACACUCUCUGCUACUUCAUGCAAUGUCCCCAGAUAGAGUGGGAGAAGCCCAACUUGGAGCCCUCCAAAGUCACCCUGCAGAUCGAGAGGCCCUUCCUUUUACUGCCACCGCUGAUGGAGUGGAUUCGGGUGGCGGUGGCACACACAGAACACAGGCGCAGCUUCUCUGUGGACAGCGAUGAUGUGAGACAAGCUGCCAGGUUGCUCCUGCCAGGGGUGGACUGUGAGCCACGGCAGCUAAAGGCAGACGAUUGCAUCUUUGCCAACUUGAAGCUUGAUGCGGCGUCCACAGAGGCUAAGUUUCUGCAGGACCUGGGUUUCCGCAUGCUCAACUGUGGCCGGACAGACCUCGUGAAACAGGCGGCCAACCUACUGGGGCCUGAUGGUAUCAACAGCAUGAGCGAGCAGGGGAUGACACCACUCAUGUAUGCCUGUGUGCGGGGAGACGAGGCCAUGGUUAAGAUGCUGCUGGACACUGGGGCCGACAUCAACAGUGAGUUGCUCCUGGAUAGUCGAGACAGCAUGGAGGGGGCCCUGCCAGAUGGAGCAGAUAACUACACUGAGACCCCACUUCAGCUGGCCUCUGCUGCAGGUAACUUUGAGCUGGUCAGUCUAUUGUUGGAGAGAGGGGCAGAUCCCAUGACUGGGACCAUGAACAGAAAUGGCAUCUCAUCUGCCCAACUGGGGGACAUGAACUCAUAUAGCCUGGCAGCAUCACAUGGGCACAGAAACGUGUUCCGGAAGCUUCUGUCUCAUGGAGAGAAAAAAAAGGAUGACGUCCUCUCCCUGGAGGAGAUCCUGGCCAAGAGCUUGGUGCCCGGGGAGAAGAAACCUCCCCAGGCCGUCGGGACCCUCCAACGAACAGGAAAGGCCAAACUGAGGGCCCUGAGAGAGGCCAUGUACCAUAGCACUGAGCACGGCCAUGUGGACAUCACCAUAGACAUCCGCAGUUUAGGUGUCCCCUGGACCCUGCACACUUGGCUGGAGUCUCUGCGCACCUGUUUCCUGCAGCACCGGCGCCCACUGAUCCAGGGUCUGCUCAAGGACUUCAGCUGCAUCCAGGAGGAAGAGUACACUGCGGAGCUCAUCACCCAUGGCCUGCCACUUAUGUUCCAGAUCCUCCAUGCCAGCAAGAAUGAGGUGAUCAGCCAGCUGUCUGUGAUUUUCUCCCAGUGCUAUGGACCCUUCCCUAUCCCCAAACUCACUGAGAUCAGGAGGAAGCAGACCUCGAGACUUGACCCCCACUUCCUCAACAACAAGGAGAUGUCUGAUGUAACGUUUCUGGUGGAAGAAAAACCCUUCUAUGCACAUAAAGUCCUGUUAUUUACUGCUUCAGCCAGGUUUAAAUCCUUGCUCCAAAACAGACCAGCAGCAGAGAACACCUACAUUGAGAUCAGUCAUGUCAAGUACAACAUAUUCCAGUUGGUCAUGCAGUACCUGUAUUGUGGAGGCACUGAGUCCUUGCACAUCAUGAAUACUGAGAUUAUGGAGCUCCUGUCUGCAGCAAAAUUCUUUCAACUAGAGGCCCUUCAACGACACUGUGAGAUUAUCUGCUCCAAGAACAUUGCCGUGGAAACCUGUGUGGACAUCUACAAACACGCUAAGUUCCUCUGUGCCAAUGAGCUGGCGGUCUUCAUCGAAGGCUACUUCCUGAAGAACAUGGUGCUGCUGAUUGAGGUGGAGGCUUUCAAACAACUACUGUAUGAGAUGCCUGUUACUGUGAGCCCCGGACCCUGCCUGAGCCCCAUCUCCGAUGUCCUCCAUGACCUGGAGAAAACUCUAGCCACCCGCAUCCAGUCAAUUCACCUCUCCUCCUCCAAGGGCUCCAUUGUGUGACCUCUCUGGGUUAUUUAAACACACUUACAAUCACCCAGUAAUGUUACUGCAACAUCCACUACCCCAGUUCAUUCACCUGUCCCCUGAUGUUAACAUUUUCAUAACAUCCCUUUAAUGUUACUGCUAUUUCAAACCCUGUCCAUCUACCUGUCCAAGCUAGGGAAGGCUAUUGGUUUAUGUGACAGGUCUGGGUGCUUACGCUUUCACAACAUUGCUGCAGAGUUACACUGCAGCAUCCAGCCAUCUGACAGCUCCAUUGUCUUCUCUUUGUUACAGGUUUGAACAUUGUUGUAAUACUCCUCUAACGUCACUGCACCAUCGAAUACAUAAAGGAAAUAUUUUAAAAAAUGUAUGACUUGUUACAGGCAUAUAAUAUGCCCAUGAUAAUAAAAUGUACAAUUGUAUUUCAUAUGAGAUGCAUACGUAGAAUAGGUCCCUUUUGCUGAAAGAGUGGAACUUGUAGAAUAAAAACUCUACUUUGAAAAAUGAACUCAUUCAGUGGUUAGUAUCUGGUAUGAGAGUUUACUUGGCUUUGUAAUAUUUUUGUUUGUAUAAUUGGGAUGCAAAUCUGUUUGGUGACAGAGCAGGUGACUAAAGUAAAGGAAAAAAUGUCUAACUUUAACUUUAACUAAACCAACCACAAAAAGUUCACUGUAAAAAAAAUCUGGUUGUUUUUAUGGUAACUUAGUGGCAGCCAGUUACUGUAAAAAAAGACACAGUAUGUUACUGUAAAUUCCAAAGAAACUUUGGUUUAACAGUAUAUUACUUUACAUUUCAAUAAUGUACUGUUAAAUCAAAGUUUUUUUUACAUUAAUGGAAAGUUACCAUAAGUUGUUUUUAAGUUACAAUAAAAACAACAUAAUUUUUUUACAGUGUAUUCUUUGGAAGUGCAUUGUAGCAAUGAUUUCAGAGUGAUUUGAGAAUGUAAACACAUAUGCCAACUCAUUAUCUUCAUGUGUGGGACAGCAUCUCACUCAGUCGUCGAUAAAGUAUGCGCUGAUGGAACAUUUACACAACUGACCAAUACUUCAGUGCUCCUUGAACUGUACUCCCAACAAUCAUUAUCCAUUUAUGUUUGAAACAUGGAUGUUCAACUUAGACCAAACUUAUGAUAUAUUUAUAAACAAUGUCAAUAAUUUGCAUGACACCUGUACUACUGUACUACCCUACUGUUGCGUUUCAGCAGAGCCAACCUCAUAGACUACUUUGGAGGGAAGUGAAGAGUUUUCUAGCUAUGACGAGUCAGACUCAUACUGGUACUCUCGAGAAGGAAGGGUCUUCAUGCUGUAAUUGUGGGAAACAAGGUAAAUAUGUAAUGAAAGUCAAUUCUGUUGGUCGUUCUUUCUACAAACUAAUGUACAGUAUAUUUAAUUCACCUACAGUUGCUUGGAUAACAGCAUUGCUCUUGUUGGAUGUGUUACCUGCCCAAACAUUGUUCUUAAAUGUUCAAUACUGGUAAUGCAACAUUGCAUGUUAAAUGUACAGUAUGAAUCUUUAGAUUUUUCUGUUUAAGACUUUUUUUCGAAAUGUGUGUGUUAUUCAGAUUGGUAUAAGUGAGUAAAAGGUAUUAGUCUCUGAUAUAUGUAGGAUUUCAAGCAUGGGAUGUUUUCCUUCUAUACUGUGCAACUACUGAUGCAUUCCAAAUAAUCAAGGUUAAAAGGUGACACGGUAGUUCUUAGGUGAUCCCCAAAAUAGUUGAUUGCCAUGAUAAGACAUUGUCAAAUCACGUGUAGAUAUUGAGAUAUACUGUAUGUAUAAUAUGCAUAAGGUAUUAUGGUGCAUGAAGUGGUAACACUUUUUUUGGGUAGUCCAUCUGUAGAACAGAACUAUCUGUUGAUAAGCAACUCCUUGCUAAGGUUACGGUUAGGGUAAGGUUUAGAGUUAGGGUUAGUAGAUAGUAAUUUGAAACGUUGCUGAUAGUCUGUAGAUAGUCAGUCUGUAGAGCAUCUACAGAUGAUCAAACUAAAGUGUUACCCAUUAAGCAACAUCCAUCUAUUACAAGCUGUACAAGCAUUUCGCUACACUCGCAUUAACAUCUGCUAACCAUGUGUAUGUGACAAAUAAAAUUUGAUUUGAUUUAUUAGAUAUCUAUUUUCAAUAUAAUUCCAGGGACAUAGAUUAAUAAAAUAGUUGCUGUGCAAGAAAUGUCAUAGAACACCAUUUCAGAUUGCUUUAAAGCCAUAUGUUUCAGCUUAUUCUAAAUCAACAUGACCAGAGAGAAUAGAGGGAGGAAACCACAAAACUGGCUUUGGGUCAAAAAGGGCACAGUAUGUCAGCCAUUAAAAUAAGAUUUCUCCUUUUACCUACUAAAAAGAACUGGGUGAUAUUUAAUUUAGGUUAUUGUUAACUCAUACCAUUUUAGCUGGAGCCUAAGGGUUGAAUAGUGAUUAAGUAUGAAUAUUUGAGGACAUUUAAAACGUGUAAAUAAUAAAAAAAUGAAUUAUAAUAUUAUUUUUUUUCUACCCCAUACACAGCACUGUUUUAUUUCAUGAUUGUCCACUGUUACUUUGUUUAACAAAGUGAAACAUUUUAUAAAAAGAUCUGUCUUCAGAUUUAGCUAAUAUUUUAUAUAGGGCAGUAUUACGUCCCUGCAAAAAUAGGGCUAUUAUUUAAAAAGGUCUUCUGUGACAAAUGUUGGCAUUUUUAGUGAACAAGCAAACCCCAUCUACAGGGCCGUAAACCUGAGUAGCUUUGAUGUAUCUCAUACUAAACAACUCAAAUUAACACUCUGGGAAGGGUGUGUGACUUUUAUGCUAUGUUUAUAACAUCUGACAUUCUGUUUCAAAGGAUUUCCACAUUCCCUAACACACCUGUACGUUCCAACUGACACAAUGUUUUAUGUAAAAUUGCCAUUGCAUUUUCAAACAUAUUCAAAACUAAGCUUUUUUUCAACCAUUUUAUUUCAAAACAAUUACAGUAAGGUACUUAAUUGUUACCCAGAAAUUAUUUGAUAUUGAAUUAAAAAUGGCUGUGCACUGUGUGUGCAAUUGUUAUGACUAGAUGGGCUCCUCACAUGCUCAUACUCAAAGACUUGGGGUUGGAUUCAAUCCGUAUCGCGGAAUAUCUACAUUAUAGCUUGAUUUAAUUUAAAAGGCAGCGUAAAUUUUAACGCAGAUCUCCUGCGAUACGGAUUAAAUUCAGACCUUGGUAUAUGAGAAAAAGCAAUUCGGAUUGAAUAGAGCCCCAAGUAUUUGAGUCCCAAGUAUUUGAGUCAAGGAUGAGCAUGUGAGGAGCCCAUCUAGUCAUAACAAUUACACACACAGUGUGUGUGUGUGUGUGCAAUACAUACAGUUGAAGUCGGAAGUUUAUUAUCUACUUAUCUA